Rana temporaria (common frog) is the source of this 1778-nucleotide messenger RNA. RefSeq lists its product as uncharacterized. The transcript has 5 exons. NCBI's taxonomy places the organism in Eukaryota, Metazoa, Chordata, Amphibia, Anura, Ranidae. The coding region runs from base 140 to 1186 and encodes 348 amino acids. The record is from RefSeq and is a predicted model, not a curated record.
CCCACUGGGAAAGUUUCUCCCAGAAGUCUCCGCUGGUUCCUUGUUCCUCUGUAAACAAAACAAAGACAGAUUCAUGGCUGCGGGGGGCAGGACAGCCGGGAUCACACAGCAGCACACAGAAUCCUAACUUCCUAGAGGGAUGGGUCGGCUGGAUGACCACGCAAAGCACAGGAUAGUCGUACUGAGGAAAGCCGGUCUCAGUUUUCGAAAGAUCAAGAAGGUCCUGGAGUUGGACAAUAUCAAGGUGACACCACAAGCCAUCUACCUCUACUUGAAGCGAAAGAAGAUUGAACCGGAAAAGUCAUCCAGCGCCUCUUCUCAGAACCCAGCUACAAAAGCACAGGGCUGGGAACAGGCUCAGCUCUGCAGUUUACUACAGGAAAGCAGCGGGCAGAAAAAGGAGGGAGGCAAUCAGGUGACCAAGGAGGGAAAGACCGCAAGUGAUGUGAAGGAAGAGAGCCAAGAAACCGAGAUCAAGAUUGUGAGCGUGACGUCUCUCUCCAGUGUAAACCAGUCACUUGCUCCACCAAUCAGCACUUCCAGAAGUAUCCGCCAAGGACAGACUGUGCAGGAGACACAACCCUGUCCUGUCCGUCCAGCCCAGAAUCCCAUUGUAAAUGGACCCAGACUCAACCCUGCCCAACCAGCACCUCACCAUCCUCUGAAUGGAAGAGCCAGGACACCUUUGCCCGCACUUAAGAACCCAGCGCUGCUUGUCACCAAGAAGAUCGUGGACAGAGCCAUCAACUUACAGAAGAAGGUCAUCUUCCAAAAUGGCCUUCAGCUCUUAAUUCAUGGAGGAAAUUAUCCACUUGCUGCAUCAGCCACCAACCAGCAAGCUGUGAGACCAGUGGCUCCACCUAAUCCUCAGGUGACGGAUGCCACCACACAGACAGCUUCCUUCCCCCCACCUAGGACAGAAGUGGGUACAGAACAGCUGGACUCUAUAAGAGGGGAGAUCCACAGACUGACACAAGUCAUGCAAUCUCUGAUUGACAGGCAGAAUCGUUGGGAACAAGAACAAAUGAGGCAAAGACAAUGUCACCACCAGGAGGUGCUGUCUCAAAUCCAGCAACUUGGAGCAACACUGGGGGCAAAGAUUACUCAGAACUGUGCCUCAGUCUCCGGCAGCCAAGAGCUCGAGGCUUCUCUUCCUGACCUGGGACAUUUUAAAUUGGAGUUGUAGGGAGACGGUCGCUGAGCUGGACCCAAGCUGAGUGCUGCUUUCUGCAACUGGAAACAGACAAUGAGACCUGAUGGGAGACUCUGCGCUUAUAGAGUAUCACACUUUAACCUCCUAACUGGAAUACACAGGGGCUAAUUUUUUAAAACUGGAAAAAAUUAGAGGCAGUUUCAUGAAAGUGUCAGGUCUUCCAACCAGCACUUCCACUCACUACAGAGGGUCACCCUGCACUUUUUCACUACAGUAGCCAAGCCAGUAGCCAAGCUCAUCACCUUCGACAUGAAACUCCACCCAUUUCUACUAAGCCCCACCCAUUUGCCAUAAUAUGCCUGGUGUAACACAUCGGAUUACCAUGACAUAUGUAUGAUGCAGUAGGUAGGCAGGAACUCUACUUGGAAUGAUGUUGUCCAGAGUAGGUAAAGCCCAACUUCCAGAAGCUCUGUCCUUUUAUUAUUGUUAUUUUGUGUUUGCUGACUGUGUCCUCAUUGGGGUGAUGUCAUAAGAAAUCUCUCCAGUGGUGACACGGAAUGAGACAAAAUAGUUGUUAUAAGAAGGAUCUAAAAGCAUUAAAGGAGUUGUAAAGGCAGAAAGUUUU